Ostrea edulis (European flat oyster) is the source of this 1766-nucleotide messenger RNA. Its product is annotated as peroxidasin-like. Gene Ontology annotation, molecular function: protein binding. The coding region runs from base 1 to 1740 and encodes 579 amino acids. The transcript has 10 exons. NCBI's taxonomy places the organism in Eukaryota, Metazoa, Mollusca, Bivalvia, Ostreida, Ostreidae. The record is from RefSeq and is a predicted model, not a curated record.
AUGUUUCCAGUAGCAAAUGGCUAUGUGCCCGUCAGUAGUGCCACACUGUCACCAUCGUCCAGUGUAGAGGUCAUUGAAGGAACGUCCUUCACCUUCAGCUGUGUAUCAAAAGCUUCCAGACCAGCAGCAAACAUAACAUGGUACAGUGACGGCGUUGUCGUGAGUGGAAGUUCAUCGAGUACUUCAACGAAUAACCUGUUGUACGAUGUGACCAGUAAUCUUACGUCAUCCUAUCAAAGAACGGAUAAUGAGAAGAGGAUAUAUUGUACUGCAGUCAACAUAAAUGGAGACACUCCAAUACAGUCGUCCCAAGCUCAACUAAAUGUUAUAUAUGCACCCCCUGCUGCCCCACAACUGACAACUGAUGGAUCUACGUCAGUGGAUGAAGGACAGUCCAUUACAUUACGAUGUACCUUGUCUACGCUGGGUAACCCUCACAUCACAUGGAGCUGGGUGUGUGGAGAUGACACACUGACUACUGGAGUGACCAAUACAGGGACCCAGUCAGAGCUGACAUUGACAGCCAACAGAAAGUACAACCAGAGAACGUGUCAGUGUAGAGCCACAAGUCCAAGAUCGUCAUUGUUGUAUAACAGAACGUCAGGAACACGGACCAUCAUCGUAUACUAUAACAACGUCAUAACCUCAAACUUGUAUGACGAAUAUGUCACCAGUGAACAUGGACGACUUCAGAUAAAAUGUUAUGUGGAUGGAAAUCCGUUAUCUAGCAUCACCUGGCUCUUUGUACAAAACAACACUGUUGUAAAGAGAGACAGUGAUGUAAGCAGUAGCUCACUGGAUAUAUCAUCAGCAAAUUGCGUAGAUCACGGGGUUUACAAAGUUACAGCUGAUAAUGGAAAGGGUACAACUGCUGUCAGAACAACCCAUGUAGCGGUUAGAUGUAAACCUCGACUGUAUAGCAUGGAUUCAGACAAACUUGGCAUAGGAAAUAAUGAAUCUCUUCAAAUACUCGUGAGAAUGCUUUUGUACCCACAAGCAACUCUGAUACAGUGGACUUUGUCGGGGGAAAAUAAUAAGAGAAAAGUCAUUCAGAAUAAUACAGAUGGCUUCAGCAUAACAGACAGUAAGGGAGAAAAUAAACAAAACAUCACUUUAUACAAAAGGAGUGUUAAAACAGGGGACUUUGGAGAGUACACCUUAGUGGUUCUGAAUGAUGUUGGAACUUUCACCAGGAUCUAUCAUGUAGAUGCAGGAAGGCCACCAUUGAAACCCACUAAUUUAACAUUGGUAUGUGCCACUUCGUCAGUAAAGUUAUCGUGGAUUUCUAACUUUAAUGGUGGAGACAGUCAGACAUUUAAGAUUUCCUAUUCCACUGUUGGGGAUUCUACCUAUCAAGAUAUAGAGACCAUCAGUGAUCAGGGAUAUGGCAGAUUUCACAGUUACACUCUCAACAUUGAGCUACAGGGAACAGUAUGGUUUACAGUGACUGCCUCCAACAUGUUUGGGAAUUCUACAUCAGAUCAUGUCCAUUGCAUUCUUAAAGGAAUACAAGAGGAGGUCAGCCGUCAGACGGAGGCGAUUGUCGGCAGUGUUGUCGGCAGUGUGGCGUUCAUCAUCGCUGUUUUAGUCCUUGUGAUCUUCCUUCGAAGGCGUUAUAAAUGCACCUGCAGAAUAAAAAUGGAGAUAGAGCGCAUAGAUGAAAGUGUAAAAACAGCUGACCUAUUUCAAGAUGGAUCUCAAAUACCUUUGGCACAGCAAAAUAUACAGGGAGAAAGGUAAAUACAACUAUUGGAAGGGAAGUGGUG